AUAAAAAAUCACUGGCUUUGGUCUCCGCCAUUGCUCUUCUCGAGCUAUUCCAGUAGAGAAAGGGAUUCCAUUGCAGUAGGAGAAGAGGAGGAGAGGGAGAGGGAGAUGGGGAUGGACUACUAUAAGAUAUUGCAGGUGGAUCGGAGCUCGAAGGAGGAAGAGAUCAAGAAGGCGUACCGCAAGCUCGCCAUGCAAUGGCACCCGGACAAGAACCCUAGCAACAAGAAGGACGCUGAGGCCAAGUUCAAGAAGAUCUCUGAGGCAUACGAGGUUUUGACUGAUCCGAAGAAACGGGAAAUCUAUGAUCAGUAUGGAGAGGAAGGACUCAAGGGCCAGGUCCCGCCGCCGGCCGGUGGGUCGUCAGCGUAUCCUGGGACGUCGGAGUUUAAGUUCAACCCUAGGAGCGCUUUUGAGAUUUUCUCGGAGUUCUUUGGGUCUGCCAGCCCGUUUGGUGGUGGCGCUGGGGAUUCGGGUGGAGUUCGGAGGUUUCCUAAUGGGUUAUCGGAUGAUAUCUUUUCGGCGUUUCGUGGUGGAAUGGGCGGUGGGGAGGCUUCGGGCAGUGGGGGGAUGAGGAAAGGGGCCCAAAUUGAGCGUACGCUGGCUUGUAGCUUGGAGGAUUUGUACAAGGGGACGACAAAGAAGAUGAAGAUUUCGAGGGAUGUCAUUGAUUCAAGUGGGAGGCCAUCAACCAUAGAGGAGAUCUUGACAAUUGAUAUCAAACCAGGGUGGAAGAAAGGGACAAAGAUAACAUUUCCUGAGAAGGGAAAUGCGCUACAGAACUUAAUACCAUCCGAUUUGGUCUUCAUAAUCGAUGAAAGGCCACAUGGUGUUUUUAAAAGGGAUAAGAAUGACUUGAUUGUCACUCAGAAGAUCUCUCUCCUCGAAGCCUUAACAGGUUACACAGUGCAGUUGACAGCAUUGGAUGGCCGGAAUUUGACAAUCCCAAUCAAAACUGUCAUCAGCCCCACAUACGAAGAAGUUGUUCAAGGUGAAGGGAUGCCAAUUACAAAGGAACCAUUGAAGAAAGGCAAUCUGAGAAUCAAGUUUCAAAUUAAAUAUCCCAACAGGCUUACUUCUGAUCAGAAGGCAGCCAUCAAGCAGGUACUGUCUUGAUCUUAAAGACCCUUAAAUCUGUCGGGUUUCACUGCCGUCUGACCGUGCACCAUUUUCGCCUGAUGUUAUUUUCAAACUUGUGUAUAACAUGAAUCACUGUCCCUACUGUCUCGAUGAUAUAAUGUGCUAAUGCUCAAGUUGUAAAUAUAUACUGUUGAUAACUGAAUCAAUUUUGCAAAUUGAUGAAAUCCAAAGGCCAAAUGGACAACACUGUUGGAAAUUGCA
This is a messenger RNA of Dioscorea cayenensis subsp. rotundata (Guinea yam), 1338 nucleotides long. RefSeq names its product dnaJ homolog subfamily B member 1-like. Gene Ontology annotation, molecular function: protein-folding chaperone binding. The record is from RefSeq and is a predicted model, not a curated record. Gene Ontology annotation, cellular component: cytosol. Lineage: Eukaryota; Viridiplantae; Streptophyta; Magnoliopsida; Dioscoreales; Dioscoreaceae. The transcript has 3 exons. Bases 106 to 1113 code for a protein of 335 amino acids.